This is a messenger RNA of Darwinula stevensoni, 428 nucleotides long. The record is from the annotation of a GenBank genome assembly. NCBI's taxonomy places the organism in Eukaryota, Metazoa, Arthropoda, Ostracoda, Podocopida, Darwinulidae.
CAGCGAGCAGGAUGCAGCUCCUCGACGGUGGCCUCCUCGCUCUCGCCUUCCUCAUGCUCCCUCGCGGAAGCCUUCAGCAGACCUGUCCCCUUGCUCCUCCUAGUCUCUCAUCUCCACUGCUGACGACCGCCACAUGCGGACAGACCGGUCUGGCCCGAGCCGGAGCGACGGACCUGAGGCAGCUGGAGCCUGAGGGGCAGACAUGGCUGCACCGGACCCGGAACGGACUCUUCCGCGCCAUAGCGGGGGCCCUUGGGCUUGGGGGGCUCCGGAUCAUCAACGGCUCCCCGGCCACCAUCUCGGAGGCCCCCUUCGUGGCGUAUAUCUUGACGUCCAGCUCGUCGGGAGUAGGAAAGAAGUGCAGUGGGUCCAUCAUAGGGAAUCAGUGGAUCCUCACGGCAGCCCACUGCUUUUACUCGGGAACGUGA